AUGAAAAAAAUAGAUGAUAAAAUUUUUCAUGAAAUAAAUAAUGAAGAGGAAUAUAAAAAAUUAUUUGAUGAAAAAAAUGAUAUUCUUUAUAUAAUAGACAUUUAUACAGAGUGGUGCGGACCCUGUAUUUUCACUUUUGAAAUAAUAAAUAAGAUUUAUAAAAGUAAUUUAAUUUUCUCAGAAAGUGUAAAAAUACUUGCUAUGUGUGCAGAUAAAAUUGCGUCAUUAAAAAAUUAUGAUAAUAAUUCCAAACCUUUUUAUAUAAUAAUAAAAAAUGGAGAAAUUAUUCAGCAAAUUCAAGGAUGUAAUACACCACGUAUUUUCUCUCUUAUUGAUGAUCAUUUAAUAAAUAAAAAGUUGAAUUAA
Plasmodium gallinaceum is the source of this 366-nucleotide messenger RNA. RefSeq names its product thioredoxin-like protein, putative (gene TLP1). The transcript has a single exon. Lineage: Eukaryota; Apicomplexa; Aconoidasida; Haemosporida; Plasmodiidae. The record is from RefSeq and is a predicted model, not a curated record. The coding region runs from base 1 to 366 and encodes 121 amino acids.